This is a messenger RNA of Exophiala xenobiotica, 1133 nucleotides long. RefSeq lists its product as uncharacterized. The coding region runs from base 102 to 1088 and encodes 328 amino acids. Lineage: Eukaryota; Fungi; Ascomycota; Eurotiomycetes; Chaetothyriales; Herpotrichiellaceae. The transcript has 2 exons. Gene Ontology annotation, cellular component: membrane. The record is from RefSeq and is a predicted model, not a curated record.
GCUGCUUCAUGUGGUGAGAAGUAUAUAUCCUCCCAAAUCCCCCCUUGAAGCCUCAGGAUGCUCACUUCAAAUCACAUACGUGAUCAAGUUCAAUCAUCAAUAUGGCUCCCGGAACCCAGAUCGAUUCGACCUUUUCGCAGGUCAAGGCGACUUCUGCGACCAUUGACGACGAUAACACCAAAUACUGGCUUUACGACCCUUCCCGGAAACUCGCUGGUGUCGCAGCUGGGAUCUUCGCCAUCCUCGGCAUCCUCCACCUCAUUUUCCUGAUUUUGCGAAGGCACUGGUUCUGUCUUCCGUUUGCCCUUGGAGCAUUUUUGGAGGUCACCGGCUACGUCUUCCGCGAACUCUCCGCCCGUCAUCAAGACAAGCUAUGGCUCUACGCUGCGCAGACCAUCUUCAUCCUCAUCGCACCCGCCCUCUUCGCUGCAGCAAUAUACAUGACCCUCGGCCGGCUGAUGAGGGCCCCCGGCUGCACCCUCCUCUCGCCUAUCCGAGUCAAAUGGCUCACCAAGAUAUUCGUCCUGGGCGACGUACUCUGCUUCUUCGUCCAAGCCAUCGGCGCCAGCAUCCUGAGCAAUGCCAAGUCUGACGACAAGGACAAAGAAAACCUUGGCAAGGACGUCGCGUUGGCCGGCCUCAUCCUUCAAGUCCUGAUCUUCUUUUUCUUUAUGUUCGUCGCGGUCAAGUGGCAUUGGCGUAUGCGGCGACGCAUCAGCUCCAAAAAUUCGAAACCACUCUCGGGCAUGAGGUGGGAAACGGGCCUCUGGGUUCUGUACAUUGUCAGCGUCAUCAUCUCGGUGCGGAACGUUGCUCGCGUCGUCGAGUUCGCCGGAGGAUCCAAGGGCUAUUUCUUCACUCACGAGUGGACGCUGUAUGUCUUUGAUGCACUCCUGAUGGCUUUGGUUCUGGCACUCUGCUUCAGCUGGUAUUUUAUCCUCGGCUCAUCGAGGGACGGGGAUAUGCUUCUCUCACAAGAGGAUGACCAUGGUCAGCCUGAGACAUCCGUGCCGCUUUACCCACCACGGCCGUACAACAACUAUGACUAUGGCCGGCCCAACGGGUACGCUCCCAAUGGGUAUGCUUGAGACAGAAUACAGCGGAUUGUACCUUAUAGAAAAGGCUUGAGAAGA